Exaiptasia diaphana is the source of this 3195-nucleotide messenger RNA. RefSeq names its product protein FAM49B. Gene Ontology annotation, molecular function: small GTPase binding. The record is from RefSeq and is a predicted model, not a curated record. Bases 267 to 1244 code for a protein of 325 amino acids. Gene Ontology annotation, biological process: regulation of actin filament polymerization. The transcript has 11 exons. Lineage: Eukaryota; Metazoa; Cnidaria; Anthozoa; Actiniaria; Aiptasiidae.
UGGGCGCCUAGUCUCUGACUCGAAAGUUUGGUGGUGCUGAAGAAAACGCAAGAAGACGAGUAAAAUUUAGGUGACAGCACCUUAAUGUACAUUAUUUCUACUCAUUUCUUCUAAAUACGUAACUCGAGGACUUUUGAGUGUGUUGUCGGCAAAUUUGUGCGGUGAUUUGAGGCCAUCAAGAGCUACAGCCGCACACAACGUAACGCGAAUCACCUCUUUCCGGUGGAUAUAGUCGAUCUUUGCACGUUUAGUGUAGAGAUACUACCAUGGGAAAUCUUCUAAGACUACUGAGCAGAGAUGAAACUGAAGCUGGCAAAGUUGAUAUCUUUUUAGAUUUUGAGAAUGCACAGCCAACUGAAACAGAAAAAGAAGUGUAUGAGAUUGUGAAAGGUGUUCUAGAUGAGUCUCCUAGAAUAUUGGAGCAGCUUGAACAAUACCCUGGUGCCAGUUCUGCUAUUAGACAGGCUAUAUCUAAUCCGUCAAAUGAAGAAUUGCAAGACAUGGCAUGGAGGGCUGUUGUGCCGUUAGUAGGAAAAUUGAAACAAUUUUAUGAAUAUGCAUGUGAAUUAGAAGCAGUUCUACCACAGCUUCUGCAUGCACUUUGUGCAGGGAAUCUAACACCAACAGAACAUUUGGAACAACAACAGGCUUUGGCUAAACAGUUCGCAGAAAUACUGCAUUUUACACUUAAAUUUGAUGAUUUAAAGAUGACAAAUCCCAAUAUUCAGAAUGACUUCAGCUAYUUUAGAAGAACCUUGAGUCGAAAGAAAAUGGCUAACACAGAUGACGAGGAAGUUGUUGUUUCAAAUGAAAUGGCUAACAGAAUGUCGCUGUUUUAUGCUUAUCCAACUCCCCUUCUUAAAACUCUUAGUGAUGCUACAACAAAGUUUGUUACAGAGAAUAAAAAUCUUCCUAUAGAAAAUACUACUGAGUGCCUUAGUACUUUAGCUAAUCUUUGUCGAACAAUGAUAGAAAAUCCGGAUAUUUCUGCAAGAUUUGAGAAUGAAGAAACUAUGCUAUUUUGUCUUCGUGUAAUGGUUGGUGUGAUAAUACUGUAUGACCAUGUUCACCCUGUUGGUGCCUUUGCUAAGACAUCAUCUAUAGAUAUUAAGGCUUCAAUUAAAGUUCUCAAAGAUCAACCAAAUGGUACAGUAGAUGGACUUCUCAAUGCUUUGAGGUAUACAACAAAACAUCUAAAUGACGAGACGACACCCAAAAAUAUCCGAGCACUUUUAGUCCAGUGAUUAGAGUGUAGAUGUAAAAAAACACACUAUUAUGGUGGUUUUCUAUUUAUCAUGGUAGCUUUUUAAAAUGAGAUUUUUGCUACAAGUUAUAAAUUUGCAUGAGAAACAUCUGGCAUGUAGAAAAUUGGAGCAAUGGAAUUCAAAAACCAUUAGAAAUAUUAUAUAACACUUAAGUUUCUUGCCAACGUGAGUUCUGUGUAGAUUGUAUUGAUUCCAUAUGACAUUUCUUAAAGAAAUUCCMUCCUUUCAGGAUUAUUAAUCUUGAAAAUAGUAAGGUACUAAUGUACCAAAUUUAGCAUUGUAUUAUUAUAGUUUACACUUUACUGCAGCUGAAUUCCACAUACUUUGGUAAAAACAAUUGUGACAAAACCAUAAAUAAGUAAAAUAUGCAUGUAAUGCCCUAAUAAGCUAUACAUUCAAGCAAGGGUAAUAAUAGUCUCCUUCACAGAUACCUGCGCCAUCUUGAAGGGUAGCAGUGCCUUUGCAUCGAAGCGAGACAACCGUUGAGCGUGCAAUGAUAGAUACCUGUGAAUAAUUGUCUAUAGGUGUUAAAGAAGGUUGUCUCACUUCGAUGACAAGGAACGGCUACCUUUCAAGAUGGCGCAGGUAACCGUGAAGGAAACUAUUUCUUUAGGGCAUACAGAGAAGCAAAACCAAAACAGCCAUCCCUUAACUAGAAGGGAUUCAAUUAGGAAUGUGUUUCUACUUAUCACUUAAUAAAUUCAUGCAUUUUUUAGAGUGCAAACAAUAUAUCUGUGAAGCAUCGUAAGUAAGACUAUUAAUUUUUGUACUAUUUAAARGUAAUUCAUAAAUCUCCUUGCUUUAACCACUGCUAAGCUUUGGAUUAGUCCUACACAGGUUWACUGUUUGCACUCUAAUUAUUACAUCACAUAAUAAACAAUUUUUUAACUGGGCAUUGUUUAAAUAUAUAUUAAUAAUGGAAUCUCAAAACUUAGGCUAGGUUCAUGUCGUAUUUUCCUAUUGGCAAACCAAAUAGUUUUUAUUUGAUACAUGAAUGAAGAUCAUUGUGCAGUCAUGUGAAGCUCAGAACAUUAUUUUGGAAAGACUGCUGCGUGGCAUGGUAARAACUUGACAUCCAUCCACUGGUUUGGUAUACAAUACCAGAGAAUAUUAUUAAUGAUAAUAACCCUUACCUUUUUUAAUCCUGACUGACAAUAAUAAUAAUAGUAUUGCACUCACAUGGUAAUGUUGUCAUGUAUUUAAAAUAUGAUAGAAAAAUUAAAUUUUGGUCAUGAAAUUAGUCCACUGGCUUAGUCGGUAGUCAAUGAAAUUCAAGCUUUGCUACAAAUAACUAAUAAUAAUAAUAAUUAAUUAGUAAUAAUUGUAUUAAGAAUAAUUCCAUUCUACUGUAUUGAAGUGUUAUGCAUGCAAGAAAAGCUGCCAAACAUAAUAAGAAUUUUAAUUGAGAUGAAUCUGUUUUUACUGAGUGUGCACAUUAGACUUAAGCUAUAAGGUUUCAAAGCAAUUAUUUCUUUCUCAAAAAUUGGUGUACAUUUACUAUUAUUAUAAUAUUAGAAUAAUUAGAUUACCAAAUGUAAAUUUAAAUAACAAUUCAUGGUACCCUAGGAUAUUGUUUUAAGGUCAAUUCAGAAAACUUGCAGAAUUACCAUUGAGGAGGAACUUUACAUUCCCAGAGUAUUUUCUUAGAGCAAGGAAACAAUAGCAACAGAAGAAUACAGCCCUUCAUUCCCAAGCAAAUACAAAUCUGACAUAAAAUUAUUAAUCAGUAGAUUAUUAUAAUGAGUAGAAAACAACUGCGAUCAGCUCAAUGACAUGAAAAUAUUAUGAAAAUUAUAUUUUUGUUUGAAAGAUUGUUACUAGUUAUGAUUUGUCAAGCUCCUUAAUAUAGUUUUGCAAGUUUUCUAAGAUGCAUGAUCCAUGUGUGUUUGUGGAUGCUAUCUGUGAAAUAAAGCUUGUUUCUUUGUACAAA